Messenger RNA from Sorghum bicolor (sorghum), 1344 nucleotides. RefSeq names its product fruit protein pKIWI502. The record is from RefSeq and is a predicted model, not a curated record. Gene Ontology annotation, molecular function: oxidoreductase activity. Lineage: Eukaryota; Viridiplantae; Streptophyta; Magnoliopsida; Poales; Poaceae. The coding region runs from base 101 to 994 and encodes 297 amino acids. The transcript is spliced from 5 exons.
ACCCUUUAUCCGUUGUCCAGCUUUCUCGGCCGGCGCCUCCCAGGCUCCCACCGUCUCCAGUCCGACACUCCAACUCUCUCCUCCGCCCCAGCCCGCCGUAAUGAUGGCCGCCGCGGCCGCCGUCUCCGCGGUCCCGAUGCCUUCCCGACUCACCCUCCGUGCCCACCCCUGCUCCUCCGCCGCUCCGCUCCCUAUGCGCGCGCUCCCCUUCCUCCGCAGCCGCCUCCGCUCCUUGACCACGGCCUACGCUGUCAAGCAGGACGCGGCCCUCUGGACCCCUGCGCCCGUCUCCGCCGUCAGCGCCGCCACCGCCGACGGCUCCAUCUCCUACGUCGUCGUCGACCUCUCCGACGCCGCUGACCUCGUGGACUCGUACACGACCCCGGGGCAGUACCUCAAGAUCCGCGUACCCUCUGCCGGGGACGAGCUCAAGCCGGCGUUCAUGGCCAUCGCAUCGCCGCCCGGCGCGGGGCCCCGGUUCGAGUUCGUCGUCAAAACCGUGCCGGGGACCACCGCCGAGAAGCUCUGCACCCUCCGAGACGGGGAUGUUGUGGAGCUCGGCGCCGUCACGGGGGACGGCUUCGCCCUCGACAAGAUAAAUCCGCCCGACGUCGCGCAGGCCGUGCUCAUGUUCGCCACGGGGACGGGGAUCAGUACGAUUCGUUCACUUAUCGAGUUUGGUUUUGCUGCCAAUGAAAGAGCUGAUGUGAGGCUUUAUUAUGGUGCUAGAAAUCUGCAAUCGAUGGCAUACCAGGAGAGAUUCAAGAACUGGGAGUCAACUGGAGUUAAAAUAAUACCAGUCUUAUCACGACCAGAUGACAGUUGGAAUGGUGAACGAGGGCACGUUCAGGAUGCUUUCUUCAAAAACAAGAACAUAGUAAAUCCAUCUUCUACGGGAGCCGUACUUUGUGGACAGAAUGAAAUGCAGGAGGAAAUCACCUCAGCCCUUGUAGCAGAUGGUGUCUCACGAGACAAAAUCUUAACGAACUACUGAAAGCAAUCUCCGGUCUCCCCCUGAUGUAUUCUACGACCAGUUAUUCCUAGACCUGGCUGUAAUGUUCCAGUGUUAUUUAUAUCGAUAUCUAAUAAUAAAGAGGCAAAAUUUAUGCCACUAAUAAUUUUUCGUCCAACUUACUCCGAAAGUGUCUCGGCUUCGACCAUCAGUUCUGGAAAGUUUCCCGCGUCCGAAUUCUCUGUCAAAUAGAACCGGCAUUUUCCGUGGAAGACGUUCCAUUUUCUCCCUUCUCCUUGUUGGGUUCUGUACAUGACUUUGUUUUUCCUUUUUUAUCUCUCUUUGUCAUGUAAAAAAAAUAUAUCAUAUAUCGUAUUAUGUCCUUUCUUCUC